This is a messenger RNA of Oncorhynchus nerka (sockeye salmon), 3590 nucleotides long. RefSeq names its product charged multivesicular body protein 6-like. Bases 357 to 986 code for a protein of 209 amino acids. Gene Ontology annotation, biological process: late endosome to vacuole transport via multivesicular body sorting pathway; vesicle budding from membrane. The transcript has 8 exons. The record is from RefSeq and is a predicted model, not a curated record. Gene Ontology annotation, cellular component: ESCRT III complex; multivesicular body. Lineage: Eukaryota; Metazoa; Chordata; Actinopteri; Salmoniformes; Salmonidae.
ACGGUCAUCAGUAGUUACCUCAGCCACCAAGUCAGAAACCCCGCCUAUUUCUACAAUUUAUAUUCUUAAAAUUUGAUUUUAAAACCCUACUUUAACCUCACUGCUAACCCUGACCUUAAAUUAACACCAAAAAAAGCACCAACAAUAUAAUAAUCAUGAAUAUUUACGAUAUAGAACCAUUUGUACAUUGUGGGUGUGGUAACCGAAGUAAACUAGCUAGCAUGCAAAGUCAUCAGAUGUUUAGUUAGUCAACCGAUCCACAAACUAUUGGAAUGUACGCAAUGUUCUUCUGAGAAAUAGACUUGUUGACAAGUCAAUUCAAUAGCUGCACAGAGUGGCGGGGAUGUUGAAUCAAAAUGGGAAACAUUUUCACCAGAAAGAGACGCACACGAAUCACAGAGCAGGACAGGGCAGUUUUGCAACUGAAACAGCAGAGAGAUAAGUUAAAGCAGUAUCAGAAGAGAAUCACCCUGCAGCUGGAGAAGGAGAGGAAUCUAGCCAAGCAACUGCUGAAAGAUGGCAAGAAAGAGAAGGCCCUCCUCUUGCUCAAAAAGAAGAGAUACCAGGACCAGCUCCUGGACAAGACAGAAAACCAGAUAAGCAACCUGGAGCGAAUGUGUCAAGACAUUGAGUUUGCCCAGAUUGAGAUGAAGGUCGUUGAAGGCCUUAAAGUUGGAAACGACUGCCUGAAGUCAUUGCAUGAGGCGAUGUCCAUCGAGGAUGUGGAGAGAAUUAUGGACGAGACCCAAGAAGGCAUUGAAUACCAGAGGGAAAUAGAUGAGAUGCUGGCAGGUUCCCUGACACAGGAGGAUGAAGAUGCUGUACUGGCUGAACUGGAGGCCAUCACUCAGGGAGAGCUUGACCUACCCGAGGUACCUGAUGAGUCCCUGCCAGACGUCCCAGAGGCAGCUGAUGAAGAACCAGAGCCAGGUCAAGAGAGGGAGAGGCCAAGGAAGAAGCAGGAACGAGGGAUGUUGGCUGUCUAGGGGCCUGUCUGUUCGCCAGGUGACUCUGUGGGUCUUGGUACACCGGCCACUAUAUAUCCCCCUCAUAGGGGUCUCAUGCCCCCCCCACACACACACAAAACCACAAAAAGAUUAUCUUCACCAUCUCUUCCAGUCCCUCGCCUCCAAUACUGAACUUCCUGGUGCCCUGCUAAGCCUUGGCUUUGUGAGCCCCAAUACCGCUUUAUAAUCCUCUUCUGGAUGCAACCACCCCAUCACUCCAACCAGGGUCAUGGACUUUAUUUUUCACAUCAUUGCCUGCAGGUUCUCCCAUUUUUUUUGUUCAUGUUUUAGGGCCUAUUUAGACACAUCAUGAAGAAAUGAGUGGUUUGAUUGAGAUAAUAUUGUGCCUAUUGCCUAAGUCCCGUGACGGGUAUGUUUUUAAAAAAAUCUUCUGUGAACGAACAAAUGAUGUAAUUAACAGACAUGUCUCUUUUGUUUUCUUACUUUUCAACCUUUUUGUGGCUCAGGCCUACCAUCUGACCACAGAGCACAUUCUCUUUGGGAGGAAUAGACAUGCAGACUGUCUUUCAAAAUCAUUACUGUCGGGAUGGUUUUCAGAAUCUUGCCUUGUCUUAGUUAAGAAUGUCUUGAUUGCUGCCAAACUGUCAAUAAUGGAUAUGACUUUGGCUUUGGUUUCAACUUGUUGAUUGCGGAGUAAAAUCCUUAAUAAUACUGACCUAUUUGCUAAAGCCUCCAUUUCAUGUAAAUUCUAUAUUCUUCCUCGCUGUGCAACAGUUUAACUCAUCUAAUGCUCCAGUAGCGUUGGCUUGGUAAUUAGUUCAGUGUCAUUGGGGGAAAGGAAGGGCUAAUUGUAUUGUCACUUACUAACUUAAGUCUGACCGAGCCUGAUGUCCUAGCUAUCCAGUGACUGUUGUGGUAUCAUAUUGGGUCUGUUUCACUAUGAGGUGUGAUAUUGGGUUGUUAUCUGUCUGGAUCUGUAAUAUAUUACUGGCAUAUCAUGAUAUUGGGUUGUUAUCUGUCUGGCUCUGUAAUAUAUUACUGUCAUAUCAUGAUAUUGGGUUAUCUGUCUGGAUAUGUAAUAUGUUACUGGCAUAUCAUGAUAUUGGGUUAUCUGUCUGGAUAUGUAAUAUGUUACUGGCAUAUCAUGAUAUUGGGUUGUUAUCUGUCUGGAUCUGUAAUAUAUUACUGGCAUAUCAUGAUAUUGGGUUGUUAUCUGUCUGGAUAUGUAAUAUGUUACUGGCAUAUCAUGAUAUUGGGUUAUCUGUCUGGCUCUGUAAUAUAUUACUGUCAUAUCAUGAUAUUGGGUUGUUAUCUGUCUGGAUCUGUAAUAUAUUACUGGCAUAUCAUAUCAUGAUAUUGGGUUAUCUGUCUGGCUCUGUAAUAUAUUACUGUCAUAUCAUGAUAUUGGGUUAUCUGUCUGGCUCUGUAAUAUAUUACUGUCAUAUCAUGAUAUUGGGUUAUCUGUCUGGAUCUGUAAUAUAUUACUGGCAUAUCAUGAUAUUGGGUUAUCUGUCUGGCUCUGUAAUAUAUUACUGUCAUAUCAUGAUAUUGGGUUAUCUGUCUGGCUCUGUAAUAUAUUACUGGCAUAUCAUGAUAUUGGGUUGUUAUCUGUCUGGAUCUGUAAUAUAUUACUGGCAUAUCAUGAUAUUGGGUUAUCUGUCUGGCUCUGUAAUAUAUUACUGUCAUAUCAUGAUAUUGGGUUAUCUGUCUGGCUCUGUAAUAUAUUACUGGCAUAUGAUAUUGGGUUGUUAUCUGUCUGGAUCUGUAAUAUAUUACUGGCAUAUCAUAUCAUGAUAUUGGGUUAUCUGUCUGGCUCUGUAAUAUAUUACUGGCAUAUCAUGAUAUUGGGUUAUCUGUCUGAAUCUGUAAUAUAUUACUGGCAUAUCAUGAUAUUGGGUUGUUAUCUGUCUGGAUCUGUAAUAUAUUACUGUCAUAUCAUGAUAUUGGGUUAUCUGUCUGGCUCUGUAAUAUAUUACUGUCAUAUCAUGAUAUUGGGUUAUCUGUCUGGAUCUGUAAUAUAUUACUGUCAUAUCAUGAUAUUGGGUUAUCUGUCUGGAUCUGUAAUAUAUUACUGGCAUAUCAUGAUAUUGGGUUAUCUGUCUGGAUCUGUAAUAUAUUACUGGCAUAUCAUAUCAUGAUAUUGGGUUAUCUGUCUGGAUCUGUAAUAUAUUACUGGCAUAUCAUAUCAUGAUAUUGGGUUAUCUGUCUGGAUCUGUAAUAUAUUACUGACAUAUCAUAUCUCGUAGCGCAUUAGGUAUUUAUCUGAAAUGGAGGGCCUACAUAUAAAAGAUAAGCACUAGCCAUAUUUAAUAGAAUAUGUAAGUGGCUUAUGAACCACUUAUGUAUAGUGUAAAGUAAGUCUCUCUGAGACAGUGACACUCUUGAUAAUGACCGUGGUGACCAUUUCCCAGUGGUAUCAUAUUGACAGACCUGUGGCGUGUCUACGAAAUGUACCAUGUUGUAAUUCUGGAACAAUACAAAGUAUUUUUUGAAGGUGCUGUUUGACCAGCGUGUUGUUAUUAACAACCACUAGCUGGCAGCAAAUAGCAGUUUAUGAUUUUACCUGUUGAUAAGCAAUACCUUUGCAUACAUUGGUUAGUAAACAUAUUGUGUGGAUUCGGA